UAAAAAAAUAAAUCUGACGGGCUGUAUUUUCUCAGACUUUUCUACAUUUAUUAUUUACAAAUUAAUACUUACCUAUGAACGGAAGCUCAUCGUGCCGGUGCUGCCUGGCGCGGCCGCCGGACAAGGACCUAAAAUCACUAUACACAUGCCUCGGCAAGACAGAAGUUUACGGGGAUAUGCUCAAGGAAUGUUUUGAGAUACAUCUCAUGUUAGAGACUUGCGAGUCCGAUAAUGGGAUAUGCGAGGUUUGUAUAUCACGGCUUCGGGAUGCUUGCGACUUCAAGCAGCAGGUCAUGAGGUGUCAGGCCGAGCUGCAGAUGAAGAUGCUAGACGAUGCUGUCAAAGAUGAAGACGUCCCAAAGAUUAAAAUGGAAUACUCGGAUAUGGAGGAAAAUGAAAAUGGCAUAUAUUUUCUAGAAUUGAAAGAAGAGGUGUCAGAUUUCGAGGAUCUCAAAGAAGACGAAAAGAUCGCUGAGAUGUUGGGUUUAGAUGAUGUCACAAUGAAGAGGAAGACCUGUAAGAAAAAGAACAACAAAAAGAGACUGACGAUCGAUGAAAGUAGAGAUCGCAAAAGUAAAACAAUUAAAAUUAAAUCACCCCUAAAACUGUCAUUACGUGCGCUGUCGCAAAUAGAACAGCUGAACGAUUCGGUCACAUCUGACAUAUGCAUGGUUAGCGAGAACAAAAAACAUUGUCAAAACGUUGAAAAAAUACUAAAAUACUCCAAUUGUACCCCAUUCUCGAAUAAGACACUAGCUGGUAUAGUUUGCGCGUAUUGCAAAGAGACGUACCAGAAUCCCGACGAUCUGAGAUCACAUACCAAAAAAAUACACAAAUCUGACGAUUUAAACUACAACAAGCGUCUGGACAAAAGCAAUCUGUCCAUAAAAAUGGACAUAUCUGACCUGAAGUGUACCGUCUGUGGUGCCGGAGUCGAUACUAUAACUAAUCUUAAGAAGCACCUCACUAUUGAGCACGAUAUAAAAUUCUAUCCGGACGUCUACGACUAUAUAUUGGAAUUCAAACUGUCAGACAGCGAUCUGUUGGACUGCGCGCUAUGCAAUUCCACGUUCGAGACCUUCAAGAUGCUCCUCCAACACAUGAACGGCCACUACCGCAACUACAUCUGCGACAUCUGCGACAUGGGCUUCAUAAAUAAGCACAGGUUAAAAAACCACCAGCGCACCCACGAGAUAGGCACGUUCAAGUGCAGUUACUGCGACAAGGUCUUCGGUACUCAUGUUAGGAAAAUGUGCCACGAGAAGUACACGCACAACACGAACGCCAGAUACACGACGAACUGCCCGCACUGCGACCAGUCGUUCACCAGCUACUACCAAAGGAACCGGCACAUGUUCAACGAGCACAACAUAGCCGCCGCCACAUACAAGUGUAAUAUAUGCGACAAAUCCUUCAUACUCAAAUCCAAACUGACGUCACACAUCAAAAAAGUUCACCUGAUGGAGAGGAAUCACAUAUGCAGCGAGUGCGGCCAGGGGUUCUUCAUAAAACAGAGCCUGGACGAGCAUAUGAUAAAGCAUAACGGGGAGAGAGUGUUCAAAUGCACUGUUUGCCAUAAAGCAUAUGCGAGGAAGAAGACUUUAAGGGAACAUAUGCGGAUACAUAAUAACGACAGGCGUUUCAAAUGUGGCGUAUGCGGCCUGGCGUUCGUACAGAAGUGUAGUUUGAAAAGCCACAUGCUUUCAAACCAUGGACUUACUCUAUCAGAGUUCGAGAACUCGAGUAAGCUGAGCCCAUAGUCUCUUUUGUACACGGUUGAGUUUUUACUAUGUACAAGUCUUUGUACAGUUGAGGAAGUUGUUUCUGGCUGGCAAGUCGUGUUCAUAAAACGUAGACUUACUUAAGUAAAGUCAACAAGUACUUACUUGUUCUUAUUUAACAUUUCAAGUUUGAAUUCCGCCUGUAUUUUGUACACAGCCGAGUAAUUUUUUUUGUACACAAAGUUUUCGUUCAAUGUAACAGCAAGUGUGACAUUGUUAACAUCACAUUUGAAGUAUAUUUAAAGUGAUCUUGAAGUUUUUGUGGCUUUGAGUUACAAAAGUGUAAGAGACACUUUUAAACAAUACACUUACUCUGUUAUGUAUUACAUGUAAGUGUAUUCCAUGAUAACAUUUUUAUACACAACCACUUCAAGGUAAAAUAACUAUAAACUACAUACCAUAAACCCUCUGUUAUCACAAUUAACCUUAGUAUAGGUUUAUUUUAACUUUAAACUGAAAGUUUGAACCUUAGUCACUAUUCGGUGAUGCAAAUAUGCUGUGGUUCCCGAUCGAAAGACGUAAAACCCUCACAAAGGACACUGUAUGCUUAACACAAGUUGGCAUUCUCACUACAUACUGAGCGUAAACAGUUUUUUAUUUAUUAAGUAACUAAUACUUAACGAAAGACGAGAAUCGAAUCGUAUGUAGCGUGUCAAGCGAACCUGCAAGCGCAUUUGUCUCAUCAAUCUUCUCUCAUAAAAUCUUUCACCUUUCCUUUCUGCGCUCCUCAUUAAAUAUAAAAACUAUUUUGUUUACAACAGACAUCCAAACUCCCUUUUCUAUGAUUACGAUUUAUAUUUUUCAGUUUAAAUUUUAAAACAUGGAUUUUUAUACGGAAUAUGUUAUGGAUGUAUCAUAUAUUAAUUAUUUAUAGUGCAAUAAAUGUUUGUUGUAUGACGACUGUCACGAGAUGGCGCUGUAGCAAGUGAUUUUCAUAAAAAUAUCGAGUUAUAAGUUAUAAUGAAGAUUUUUUUUCUUUCGUUCUGUACAUAAAUAAAGCUAUAGAUUUUCUUUUGUACAUAGAUUUGAACAUUAAAUGUUUUUUUUUUUUAA
Danaus plexippus (monarch butterfly) is the source of this 2834-nucleotide messenger RNA. Its product is annotated as zinc finger and SCAN domain-containing protein 12-like. The transcript is spliced from 5 exons. NCBI's taxonomy places the organism in Eukaryota, Metazoa, Arthropoda, Insecta, Lepidoptera, Nymphalidae. The coding region runs from base 75 to 1760 and encodes 561 amino acids. The record is from RefSeq and is a predicted model, not a curated record. Gene Ontology annotation, biological process: regulation of transcription by RNA polymerase II. Gene Ontology annotation, cellular component: nucleus; chromosome. Gene Ontology annotation, molecular function: chromatin insulator sequence binding; zinc ion binding.